UGAAAAUAAUAUCAAUAUUAGUAAAAAUGUACUGUUAUACUAUUAAAAUCAUUUAACAAUAUUACAAUGUCAAUAUCAUGUAAUAACAAAUGACAAUCCAAUGACGUUGUGACAAUAACAAUUCAAUUACUCCCAGUGGAGUACAUUUGAAUAACCUAACAGUGACAGCCCCAAUUAACUAAAAAUAAACAAGGAAUAAAACGUGGAGUUACAAUACGAAAAAGGAAUUAGACAAAAAACCAAAACAAGAGUAAACAAGGAAUAAAAAACUAAACUAAACCCAGUGGAAUCACGUGGAAUAACCAGAUCGGCCAAAAAGAAGCAACCAAAGAAAAGAAGAAGAAAAGUGCAAUUUCGAUGCACUAAAACGAACCAAAAAAGCUCGGUGGAAAAAACAAAUUGCAGAUCUGGGUGCAACAACAAGGAAGAAAAAUAAGGGAGAGCGAAAGGAGGAGGAGGGCUCCGGCCGCCGCUGCCUUGUCUCCAUCUUGCUGUCGCCGCCGCCGUGUCAGAUUGUCGUUGUCGCCGCCGUGUCAGAUUGUCGUCGUCGCCGCCGUGUCAGAUUGUCAUCGCCGUCUCUAUUUCACUCGUCGGAAGAGGAAAUCAGGAGGUCCGAAGGUGUGACGGGGUGCCGUCCUUCCUUUCGUAGCUACAACAGCCGAGACCACCAUCACUGAUAGUCUGGUCCAUGCCAGAUCGAAUUAAAGGAGAGGAGAAGGUACCUUGUUGCAAUUCUAUUUAGAAGAGAUUAGACAGCGAGAGGAUGCAAAAGAAAGGGACGGCCGACGGGUAGCCGCUACUAUUAAAUCAAGGGCAAAAGUGGUAUUAAGUAAAAUAGUAGCCGGUCCUAUACGAGUAUAUAACUAAAGCUAUGGUCCUACUUAAGACCAUUUCUCUAAUUAAAAUUACUUUUAAAUAUGACAAAUUCAAAUAAUUAAAUUGAUAUUCAUUUUAAAUUGAACUUAAAUUAUUAUUUCAUUAAUUACCUUUCAAAACCCUUCAAAUUGGAGUAGUUAAAAAUUGAACAUUUGGAGGGUUUCGGAGGGCAAUAAAAGCCCUCCAAAAUCAUCCCCUCCAAUUUUUUAAACUUCCAAAAAUGAAAUUGAGGGUCAUAAACCCCAUCAACUUCCCCUCCCCUCCAAAACCUCACUUCCAAACACACCCCAAAGUAAAACAACGUAGGCCGACUAUUGUACACCGGUUCAAGCUUUGGCCUGCAUGUUGUAAAAAGAGAAAGGGGCAGCUAUCUAGCCGGAGUCACUUCGAUUCAUAUGUCACAACUCACAAGGUCUCUAUGGACAACGGGACAAGUGAAUCAUUUCUAGGAAUCACAGGCAACCUUCUACCUUUUGCAUGUUUCAUUCCAUCGUCUUGUAUGGUUCCUGGAUCAGCAAGCAAAGCAAAUGAAAAAAUACAACAUUUUUCUCCUUGACCAAAGCAAGUAUUUUGAUUAUGACUGUUUGCUAUUCGUAAAAUUGAACUCCCUCAAAAAUCUCAGUACAUUUUCUCCUUCCGGCUUUCCUCACUACCUCAUAAAUCAUAAUCAUUCUGCUCCAACCCAUUAAAUUGCCAACGACUCGUAAUCCCUGUACUCUUGAUCGGGUAACUUCCA
This is a messenger RNA of Cuscuta epithymum, 1612 nucleotides long. The record is from the annotation of a GenBank genome assembly. Lineage: Eukaryota; Viridiplantae; Streptophyta; Magnoliopsida; Solanales; Convolvulaceae.